AUGCCGAUGUACGCGGAGCCGUCCGAUUGGCAGAAGGCGGCUGAGGAUUGGGUGCGACAUCGAACGAUCCGCGACUCGCCAGCGACUCCGCGUAGCAGUGAGGGGAUGUCGACUCCACGCCACGAGUCCCGCACGCCGCGGCACGAGUCCCGGACCCCGCGGCACGAGUCCCGUACGCCGCGGCACGAGUCCCGGACCCCGCGCCACGAUUCUCGGACGCCGCACGGAACGCCACAUGGGCACGGUUCGGGCCGCUCAUCGCGCUCGCAUUCCGUCCGCUCCACGCCGCACACGAACACGUCGCCGCGAUCUAUGUCGCUAGGUGACGCGACACCGCUCUACGACGAGAAUUAA
Parnassius apollo (apollo) is the source of this 354-nucleotide messenger RNA. NCBI's taxonomy places the organism in Eukaryota, Metazoa, Arthropoda, Insecta, Lepidoptera, Papilionidae. The record is from the annotation of a GenBank genome assembly.